ACCCAGAGGCUCAUAAGCAGCUCAUAAGCGCGUUAUGAAGUUUGUAUAGAGCGCUUAUAACCGCGGCGCUUUUCCUGCACCUGCGCAGACGGAACUCCGGACAGACGCUGGAUGUUCAGCGCGACCGCUGAUUCAUUUGUAACAUUUUUCUUCACAUGCAGAAGGUCCGCGCACCUGCCGUCGCCUUGUGCCUGAUGUUCGCCUGAUGUGGAGGUCCCCCUGUGCAGCUGUUGAUGAACAUUUCCCCGACGGCUCUCCCGGGUGAAGAAUCCGCCCCGCCGCGGCUCUCAUGGCGCUCAGCUCUGCCUGAUCUCGCUCUCCUCAAUUCGUCCAUGAUCCGGAGGAGCUUCUCCAAAGCCGCUGCCAGUUCAUGCAUGUGAUCUGAUUCCUUCCACCGUUGCUGAAGGGUGUUGAUGGAGAGCUUUUCGAAUGACAGCCGGGACAGUGGUCAUCACAGGCGGGAUUCUAGCUACAGUAAUCUUACUGUGCAUCAUCGCAGUACUGUGCUACUGUCGACUGCAGUAUUAUUGCUGUAAGAAGGAGGAGUCGGAGUCGGAGGAGGAGGAGCCAGAUUUCGCCGUGACAUCUCGUCUGCCACCCAUACACUCCAACCACAACAUCCUGGCUCCUGCCGUCCCCACGGCGCCCACCCCGAACGGGCCGGCCCUGUUCACGCCCCCGCCGCCGGCACGCAAGCUGACCCGCUCGCAGACCUUCUGCCCGUCCUGCACUCACUACGACAUGCCCUUCUACCUGCAGCAGCCGGACGGCCUGAGGAAUGGCGGCGAGCGUCUGAGCUUCCGCAGCGUCCAGCAGCACGAGCUGGAGCUGCCCACGCCUCUGCCCAACUACCACAAGCUCAACCUGAACCGCUCCGUCACCAUGAGACAGAUGUUCACACGCAGCUGCAGCAUCAGCACCGACGUCUAGCACAUGGAGAGCAUCUGACCUGCGCCCCCUGCAGGCCUGGAGGUUCAGACACAGGCCAAUAUGGACGCUCAGUGUGAGUUUGGGCUCAGUGAACGCUUGACACAGUGGAAUAAACUUUUACUACACAAACACAUGAGAUGAAAAGUUAUGAAGAUUAAAAGGUAGAAAAUGAUCAAAUGAGGUGUUCCUGAUCUCUAGUGUUGGUUUGGGGAAUUAAAGAAAAGCUUCACUGGGGGUUUGGGAGCGUGUGAUCGUUUCAUUUUAUUAAAAGAAAAGCGAAACUCUUGACGCCGCUUUCUAUUGUAUAUACAAUUUACAGUAACUUGUCAUUUUUGUAUUCUGUGUGUGUGGGUGAGGGAGUGUGUGGAUGGAUGAUGUGAUGGUUGAUAUUUUAUCAGGAUUAUAUCAUAAAAAUCAAAAAUAAAAUUAAAAAAACAAUACCAUACAAACAACUAAAGAGGGGGAAAAAAAACAACAACCCACAAGCUCUAAUUUGGGCUGCAAUAAAAUAUUUCAAAUAAAUGAAUUGUUUAAAAAAAAUAAACAGAGCAAAAACAGAUUUUCAUUUUUAUUUCUUCAAUUUACAUUACCGAUAGAUGUUUUUAUCUUUCUCUUAUUAGGAAGUAUUUCUUCUGUUUAUAAAUUUUACUGUUUAUCUGGAACAUUUUCAUCGUUUCUUCAUGAAGGAAAGCGUGAGGUCGCCGAGUUCACUGGAUUCCCUGGAAUUACAGACUUCCGAACACAGCGUGAAGUUUGAAUGCAGCGUGACUCGGGUUCUAAGGGCUAACGCUGUCUCUGAAUGCUGAUGGACUGAAAUCGGUUUAUCACAAGCGUGACAUCGUGUGUUGCUUUUCUUUCACAGACAAAAUGACUGAUUUAUUCUUCUGAAUUAUUUUGUAGAAAAGCCCUGAGUUACAGAAAUAAUUCCUUUUUAGUAUUUCAUAUUUAUUCUUUUCAGGUUUAACAGUGAGAUUCUAUCUUAAUAGUGAUUAUCUGACUUUUGCAAGCACCAUGUACUUGUACUGUCUGUCCUGACACACACACACACACACACACACACACACACACACACACACACACACACACACACGACCAGGUAAGACAAGCAACUGCAAUGAAUUUAGGAAAAAUCAAUAAGUAUUAGACAGAAUUAUUAUUAUUAUUAUUAUUGGAUCAUC
Messenger RNA from Neoarius graeffei (lesser salmon catfish), 2108 nucleotides. It is a transcript of the gene fam163ba, whose product is annotated as family with sequence similarity 163 member B, genome duplicate a. The record is from RefSeq and is a predicted model, not a curated record. The coding region runs from base 430 to 930 and encodes 166 amino acids. NCBI's taxonomy places the organism in Eukaryota, Metazoa, Chordata, Actinopteri, Siluriformes, Ariidae. The transcript is spliced from 3 exons.